CUCACGUCUAGAAACCUCCCUUCUUUUUCGACUCUUCGGUAGCUUCAUAAUAAUAUAUAUGUUGUUUUGAAGCCACGUAUUCGAUAAGAUUUCACAAUCUGUUUCUCGGUAUAACGAUCCAAUCGGUUGACUUUGCUUAAAACGGGCGACUGGAAGUUUUUAGUCUCGAAGACCUUAAACCUCUUACGUUCUCCAAGAUGCUGGUGCAGUGCAGCAAACAUGAUUCGCUGGAUUUUAUCACCUAUAAUUCCUCAAUAUCCUCCUCCGCCUCCUCGUCCUCAGCCUCGGUCUGGUCUGAAGCUUCAUCCCAAGCCUCUGACGACACCUCCAUCUCCAUAUGUACUUCUGACCCGUCAGAACGAUGCGAAUCAUACGGUUAUAGUCGGCGAUCUAAGCCGUCUCAAUCUGAUCAUUUAUGUAAACUGAUUCGGAGUUUACCUGAUCAUUUAUGUAAACAGAUUCGGAUUUUACCUACCGACUAUUUCAAAGACUAUGACUAUUUCAGAGACUAUAUCAGAGGAUAUUCGCAACAAACCGAAGUUCCACAAGAGCUACGGCAGAACCCGCGCCGCACCAGUGGCAGUGCGACGUCCAGAACCGGAUGCCCUCCAUCUUUGAUUCGCCAAAGCGAUCGGAAGGUCAAUUUUGUCGAUAGCCUCGUCGAUUCAUCGACCCAGAUUGUUGAAGCAAUUUGGCCACUGUCUUCCGUUUUCCACCGGCAGGAACUCGGCAACAAGGCCGUUCUGCCGCUACGGACUUUUAUCCAAGAAACGUUGCGCCGCUCUCGUACGAGCUAUUCUACGUUGCAAGUUGCGCUGUACUAUUUAAUACUGAUUAAGCCCCAUGUUCCUAAGCACGAUUUUACAAUGGAGCAGCCGGACGAUGUUCAUGCGAACCGGGUACUGCAGUGUGGUCGCCGGAUGUUUCUUGCUGCUCUGAUUCUUGCCUCCAAAUAUCUACAAGACCGAAAUUAUUCAGCACGUGCUUGGAGCAAAAUUUCGGGGCUUGCGACGCAAGAGAUCAACCAAAACGAGAUGGCAUUUUUAAUCGCCGUGAAGUGGAAGCUCCACAUCACCGAUGAUGUUUUCAAACGUUGGACUGAAAUCGUACUAAGAUACACGCCACCGCAACCUCCAUCCGGGUCUGUUUGUUCUCAGAACUCAGAACAACAGAACCAAGACUGGAAGAACUUGAUCCUUAGUCUCGAACCGGGAUUGGGUAAUAUCGAAGAUCUUAUCCCGCUAUGUCCUUUAGUUAUGAAGUCUCCAGACUUGACGCCACUCGUGCCUGGAGCGGCGAGUCUUCGCGCCAGAGUAGGCAGAGCAAUCUCCUACAUGAUGAGUGACCCAUCUACGCUAAAGGCUCUUGAUAUUCCAUUUGACCCAUCUACGCUAAAGGCUCUUGAUAUUCCAUUCGUCAUGGAGCCUGCACCGGCUACCGUACCUACUCCGGGUCGUCUCGCUCCAGCUCUAGGUCUACUUCCCACUCCCCGUCUAACACCACAACCCAUCGGGUUUAGCACUCCUGCUGCGAGUGCUGCGAGUGCUGCCACUGGUCUCUUUAGUAGCAAAGGCUCAAUGGGUUUUGCUAUGGCGCAAGCUGCGAAUGUAACUGCAUUGCAAAACUUGGAUAGGUGGGAUAGGUGGCCUGGGUCUUUAAGCUCCUCACCUCUAAGUUACGUUUCCACACGUCGCUCCUCGCUUGCUAAUUCUACUUCAACGGCGUCUUCGCCGGAAUCGAUGAUCUCUGACUCGUCACGAACGUCUCGCUCAUCCUCGAUCUCAUCAGCUUCGUCCUUGGCUAGCGCGCCGUCCACCAAAUUGGAUGUUCAGGCGCGAUACCGAUAUGCGAAGUUGUGCAGUGAAAGGUAUAGCUUAAGACCAGUCAUCGCUUCGGUGCCAGAAGACUACGAAGAGAAUUGCAUUACAUCCUCUCCCGAAUCUUACACCGGCCCGGUCAGUAAAGAUUUGGUAGGACAGAUGCAAAUGGAGAGUUCAUUGGAGACUCCAUUGGCCAGAGGAUGUGAAUUGGACGAAACUGCGAAUGCUGCUCGGGUUCUACAACAGCUUCAGAACCAGCCUCAAGGCUGCCGCCCACAGCCUCGUUCUUCUCCCAAGCAGGGUGAGAAGCGACCGUUAUCAAUCGAUAAUUCGCUCCAGGAGAAUGUGCGUGAAAUGCUAAGUAGCCAGUGCUACGAAAAGGAACGCUCGGAUGUAACGGUUCGCGGUCUCCCGCAGGCGGAUCUAGAGAAUCAACGGACGCCAGUUCUAUCGAAAUCGAAUGGAGGCAGAAAGCGGAUGUGUUUCUCAUAUGAUGCUCGGACGUUCAUUCCCUCGAUACACCCUGCAGUCGGCGGCCCCGGCGGACCAGGAAUGUGGGAGGGCAUCUUGAAUUAGGAGCCAUUCACUAAGCUAAAACUUAUUGCGAGGUCCACUACAAGCAACCUUUGUGACAAUAUCCAACUAUUUCCUUUGUUCUACAUCGGGAGAGGUUCGACGCCCGGGCGAAAAGCUAUUUUCACAAUGCAUGCAUUUCCAGGACCACAGCAUAUCGGAACUGGUAAGGUGGGUAGUUGUUUGUUUGUGUACGAAUGAACAAGGGAGGUGCGUUAUUCUUUGUAAUGGUGUUCGGGGGGGAUAAUAUCAUAGUGGUGUUGAAGAGCAAAUAAUGGCUAGGCAGUGGCGGUUACAGCCGCACCCACGGGAUCAAGACGGGCGACUCGAGGAAUAAGGCAAUGUCGGCACAACGUGCGACUUCUCGAGCCGACCGUAUCAUACUGGAGUAUUUUUGUCUUUACUUGAUUUUAUAACGAUCAACGAUAUCGUGCCCGCGAACCCGCCGAACGAUAUUUGGCAACCGUCGAAAAGCGGGCGCCGUUUGUCAUUCGACCUAGUAGG
Molecule: messenger RNA, 2897 nt
Organism: Daldinia vernicosa
Lineage: Eukaryota; Fungi; Ascomycota; Sordariomycetes; Xylariales; Hypoxylaceae
Exons: 3
Coding region: 198-2396 (732 amino acids)
Biological process (GO): regulation of cyclin-dependent protein serine/threonine kinase activity
Cellular component (GO): cyclin-dependent protein kinase holoenzyme complex; nucleus
Molecular function (GO): cyclin-dependent protein serine/threonine kinase regulator activity; protein kinase binding
Source: RefSeq, a predicted model, not a curated record